Molecule: messenger RNA, 2667 nt
Organism: Penicillium verrucosum
Lineage: Eukaryota; Fungi; Ascomycota; Eurotiomycetes; Eurotiales; Aspergillaceae
Product: MIF4G domain-containing protein
Exons: 2
Coding region: 1-2667 (888 amino acids)
Biological process (GO): ribosomal small subunit biogenesis
Cellular component (GO): nucleolus
Molecular function (GO): RNA binding; protein binding
Source: RefSeq, a predicted model, not a curated record
AUGCCCCGCCCUCGGCAUAAUACGACGGCUUUGCCUCGCGAUCUACGAUCCGAGCUCGGAAUCCGUGAUGUCUACGGUGACAAGAAGCGUCGCCUGAACGGACCUGCCUCGCGCAAAGAACGCCGCCAAAAUGAGCGUACGCAGAAGAAAUCCCGACACACAGCCCCGCAGACCAAGAAGACCUUUGACCGCCCACAGCAGAGGCAUCAGCAAAAGCCUCAGCAGCAGGCCCAGGAUGACAGCGACGAGGACGACGGCAUGGAUCUCGACGAGGGACCUAGUGCACCGCAGACCAAAUCUAAAUCCACGAAAGAGGCCGCGAAGAAGCCCAAAUCUAUCCUGAAGAAAGCAGCAGAUCAACAGGCCUCCGAGUCCGAGUCCGACUCUGAGCCCGAGUCCGGUUUCGGGUCAGAAAUCGACCUCAAUGAGGAUGAGGAUGAGGAUGAGGAUGAGGAUGAAGACGACGAGUCGGAUGACGACGCCUACGAAGACGAGCCCGAGGAUGAGCCCGAACAAACUGAGGCCCACAUCCCCGGAUCGGUCAAGGCUAAGUUGGCGCAAGACGAUGCCGAGAUUGCUGCAUUGGAGAAAAAGCUUGGCCUCAAGAAAGGAGGUAAACCAAAGGCCGUCGAGGAGGAUGGACUAGAGGAUUUGCUGGGAGACCUAGGUGGUGGUGGCGGCGAUGCCUCAGAGGAUGAGAGCAAAAAACGCAAACGAGAAGCCGAUGAUUGGCUACUAAACAAGAGACUCAAGGCGAAGAGCUUGCAAGCCCAACAACUCGAAAAAGAUGACAGUGAAAUGGAUAGCGCCGAGGAUCUCGAUCUCGACGAGGAAAUCUUUGGAGGCGAUGAUUCUGACGAGGCCGCCGAAGGCAGUGAUUUCGACGGUUUCGACGAGGAAGAACGCAAGGAGCCAAAAAAGAAGGAGAAUCCUUAUAUCGCCCCAGUCACGAAAACCGAACCCACCGCCCAAAAGUACAUUCCACCUUCGUUACGAGGUCUCUCAGACCCGGAAAGCGAAUCUCUCACUCGCCUCAAGCGCCAGGCCCAGGGACAUCUCAACAAGUUGUCCGAGGCGAACAUGCUCUCGAUUGUUGCCGAAUUCGAAAAGCUUUACCGCGAUUACCCACGCCAACACGUCACAUCUACCUUGAUCAGCCUACUAAUGGGCCUGAUUUGCGAGAGGGCUGCCCUUCAGGACACCUUCCUCAUCUUGCAUGCCGGUUUCAUUGCGGCAUUGUAUAAACUCAUGGGAAUGGACGUUGGUGCAGAGAUUAUCCAAACAGUUGUCGAAACAUUGGAUGCAGAUGGCGAUGAGCGUGGAAAGUUCCAAGGAAAAGAAGCUACCAACUUGGUCUCUCUUCUCUCGCAACUUUACAACUUCCACGUCAUUGGUUCUUCCUUGAUGUUUGACUACGUUCGUCUUUACGUGCAGGAUAUCACGGAAGCGAACACCGAACUCUUGCUCAAGGUCAUUCGAAAUUCUGGCCCUCAACUUCGGCUCGAUGACCCGUCCGCACUCAAAGAUAUUGUAUUGCUCAUUCAGCCCGCUGUCGCGAAGGUUGGCGAAGAUAGUCUUUCCGUUCGAACGAAGUUUAUGAUUGACCUCAUCACGGAUUUGAAAAACAACCGCUCCAAAGCCUCCGCUGCGGCUGGCGCAGGUAUCACCACAGAACACAUUACCAAAAUGCGCAAAAUUUUGGGUUCUCUGAACAACUCUCGGGUGAUUCGCGCAUCCGAACCUAUUAACAUCUCCCGUGACGAUAUCCACAACUCCUCCAAGAAGGGCAAGUGGUGGUUGGUCGGUGCAAGCUGGAAGGAAGAUCCUCUCAUAACAGCACAAAGAGAAAUGGCUGGUCUGCAAACGACCCAACCUGAGGACCAAGAUGAUGGAAGCGACGGCGAGCCUGACUUUGGUGUUCUUGCCCGUGCCCACCGCAUGAACACCGACGUUCGUCGAUCGAUCUUCGUUGCCAUCAUGUCUGCCAACGACUUCCAAGAUGCACAUGUCCGACUCAUGAAGCUUCGUCUCAAGCGGGCGCAGGAGUUUGAAAUCCCUCGUGUCCUCCUACACUGUGCCAUGGAGGAACAGGCCCACAACCCAUACUAUUCUCUGAUUGCCCGUCGGAUUUGCGGUGAGCAAGGUCGACGCAUCAAGAUGUCCUUUAUGUUUGCACUUUGGAAUGAGUUCAAGAAAAUGGGCGAGCGAGGAGAUAUUGGUGAGGAUGAAGAUAACGACUUCGAUCCAGAUGAUGAGGAGAACGGUGUCAGCAUGAAGUCUGUGGUCAACCUGGCCAAGAUGUUCAGCACCCUCAUCAUGGACGGCAGCUUGACACUGAGCAUUUUGAAGAAUCUCAACUUCGCAUAUCUGCAGCCAAAGACGAAGACGUUUGUCGAAGUCUUGAUCAUCAGUAUCAUUCAACAAUCUCAGAAGUCCAAGAAGAAGAAGAAGUCGAAGAACUCCACACCAGAUGAGCCUGAGAAGGAUGAAGGACCUUUGAUGCAAAUCUUCCUGCGUGUCAGGGAGACACCACACAUUGCCAAGGGCCUUAUCUAUUUUGUGCGAAAGGUUGUCGCAAAGACUGAUAUUGUGUCCCCCGAGGAACUCAAGCUAGUUCGGUGGGGAUGCAAUGUGGCUGCGGAUGCCCUUAAGGCUGUGGCGGAGUAA